AUGUGUCCACCGGGCACCUUCGUUGUGCGAAAUAGUGGCAGUUUUGCUCGCUCAUUUGGACUCGCUAUCAAAGUCGACCGUUUACCGGACUCUCUGGCUUUGCACCAACGCUCCAGCCAAUCAGACACGGAUAACGAAUUUGUACGGCACUAUCUGAUCGAGAGUCUCCCCGCCCGAGCUAUAGCGCAUUCUGUUGGAGUCUCCAGUCAUCUGAUUGCAUCAUCUUUCUCGCUCCAUGCCGCCGGACCUCAUACAACUCCCGAUCCAUCCGGACCACUUGGAGAAGUGCUGCUCGGCACACCUGUCCGGCUUCGCGGACCAGCACCCGAGGCAACAUUCACCAAUCUGGUCAGCUUCAUAUAUGAACACUUGGCUGGUGUGCGUAGUUCGGCAGGAGAUGACGAGUUUUCGCUGCCUUAUCGGUUGCUGGCGCCAUUCGAACUUGGGCUGUAUGGACCAGGAGGGGCUUCCAGCCAACUGAUUUCACUCAUCUCCUUGGCAUGUCUUCGUGGUUCUUCGGGUCAGAUGUCAGGCGGAAUGGCAAAAAGUCUGAGUCCUGGUCGGCCGGGCUUGUCCAACCACGCCGGCCAUCAUCUGCACCGCCAACCCUCCGAUCCUUCCGCCUACCGCUCGCACCAGUACUCCACACAUCAACACUCAUAUCCUCCAGGCCAUGCCCAGUCCGGCGGUUCUGGACGCCCGCCGAGCGCUGUCCAACCGUCCGUCCACUCGCGUGCCUCGACCGGCGGUCACUCUCGUCCAUCCGGUCAGUCCGGCCCGACCGGCUCCAGUCCCGGGCAUUCGACCAACGCAUCCGGCGGCUAUCCGGCCGCCUCGGACACGAUCCUUCCUCCCGGGUCGGGCUCCUUCUAUCACACUCGACUCGGCCCGUCGGAACUCGCUUGCAUUCAGCCGGGUAGUCUGACACCCGGCGGCCCUCGGGCCAGAGGCCAGCCGGGACUCGGUUCUAGACCGCUCGGCGGUCUCGGUAGUCCGAGCCAGCCAACUCCGGCCUCUAUUCUUUUUCCACUUUUCCGCAUCGAAUACCACUCGCUAUACCUUCAAUUCUGCCAUUCAGCCAUGAUUGCAAUUUAUCUAGGCAGUAUUGACUCGGAGAAUCUGACGGGCACAUCUGCUGUAUCGAAGGCGGUGGACGUGCUCUUGGAGAAUGCCGCACAGGUGAAGCAAACGGAGGUCUCUCUUAAGGUUACUGGUGAAGGUCUUGUAGUCACAGACACUUGGCGGAAGCUGUUCUUCCGACGUCACUAUCCUGGACAUACAAUCUCUUAUUGCGGAGUCGACCCUCAUCAGCGAUGGUAA
Molecule: messenger RNA, 1320 nt
Organism: Protopolystoma xenopodis
Lineage: Eukaryota; Metazoa; Platyhelminthes; Monogenea; Polystomatidea; Polystomatidae
Source: the annotation of a GenBank genome assembly